Molecule: messenger RNA, 1290 nt
Organism: Tricharina praecox
Lineage: Eukaryota; Fungi; Ascomycota; Pezizomycetes; Pezizales; Pyronemataceae
Product: WD40-repeat-containing domain protein
Exons: 1
Coding region: 89-1051 (320 amino acids)
Molecular function (GO): protein binding
Source: RefSeq, a predicted model, not a curated record
GCUCACCUAGAUCACGCACUAAUGGCGGGGCACCACCGCCCCACAUCGCGUCUCCCCGCACCCACCGCCACCCCCACCAUUUUGCAUCAUGGCCACGCCCACGCCCUCGCAGUCCAGCACCACCGCCGCCGAGCCGCCCGCCUGCCUCUCCUUCGUACCACACGACCCCACGCUCCUCCUCGUAGGAACCUACACACUGCACGAGUCGGCGACGACCCUCGCCUCCAAGAAAACGGGCACGCUCUGUUUAUACCGCGUCCCGUCGCUGGCGCACGUGGACACACUCACCACCUCUUACGGCGCAGUGCUAGACGUAAAGUUCUCUCCUGCCAGCGGGGAGCUCGCGGCGGUAGCGCUCAGCCGCGGCGUGGUGACGCUGGUGCGCGUGCUCGACGAGCGCAUCGUGGUCGUGCGACAUGUGCGCGUCGUCGAAGAGGCCGUGCUGCUGCUGAGCGUGGCGUGGGCGCCCGGCGGCGACGCCGUCGCCGUGACUACGACUGAUGGGCGGGUGCUGCUGGUUGGUGUGGGCGGCGAGGACGAGGGGCCGAGGUGGGAGGCAACGCCGCAUUCGCUCGAGGCGUGGACGGUUGAGUUCUCGCCGUGUGGGCGCCGCGUGUACUCUGGUGGCGAUGAUGCGGUCUUGGUGGUUACGGAUGUGGAGACGGCGGUGGAGCUGGGCAGGACCAGGAGGGGCGCGCAUGAGGCGGGGGUUACGGCGGUGAUGGCGAGGGGCGCGGAUGAGCUGUGGUCUGGGAGUUAUGAUGAGACGCUGAGGGUGUGGGACUUGAGGGGGAGGAUGAGGGCGGUGGAGGAGAAGGGGUUGGGCGGCGGGGUGUGGCGGUUGCAUGAGAUGGUGGGCGGGAGGGUGUUGGCUAGUUGUAUGCAUGCCGGCGCGAGGGUGGUGGAGAGGGGUGGGACGGGUGUGCAGAUCGUGGCACGUUGGGAGGAGAACGAGAGUAUGAACUAUGGGGGACAUGUUCAUCCUGAUGCUCCCGGGGUGGUGGCGAGCUGUAGCUUUUAUGAUAAGAAGGUGGCUAUUUGGAACGUUUAAAGAAGUGGUUUGUCCCAUCUAGUUGUACAGAGCAAAACUAUCCAUCCAUUCCCGCUGUGAAAACGUCCAAUGUCGUGCCCACCGUCUAAACAAUCGUCUCCAAUUCCUGCGCGUAGCCAAUCGUGUUCUCGAUGAUCUUGUUGCUGGACAUGGCCUCCUUCUCGCUCUCUUCCACGGGGAAGUAAAUGCGGCCAUCGCGGACCUCCCAUUCCCUCUGUUCCCUCGUGGUUAGCUAAGAU